This is a messenger RNA of Dryobates pubescens (Downy woodpecker), 2533 nucleotides long. It is a transcript of the gene PLAG1, whose product is annotated as PLAG1 zinc finger. Gene Ontology annotation, cellular component: nucleus; cytoplasm. The record is from RefSeq and is a predicted model, not a curated record. The coding region runs from base 818 to 2323 and encodes 501 amino acids. Lineage: Eukaryota; Metazoa; Chordata; Aves; Piciformes; Picidae. Gene Ontology annotation, biological process: cell fate commitment; regulation of transcription by RNA polymerase II. Gene Ontology annotation, molecular function: DNA-binding transcription factor activity; histone deacetylase binding; RNA polymerase II cis-regulatory region sequence-specific DNA binding. The transcript is spliced from 5 exons.
GUGGGCGCGGCGUGUGCGGCAGGCUGGGCUGCACCGCAGCGCAUACACUACAAUGGCUGCUGGAAAGAGGGGAAAGCAAACAAUUUCCAGGCCCGCCGCGUCCAGCCCGAAAUAUGGGGAAAAAAUUACAGAAAAAUCGGAGAACACUGUAAAGGGUGGAAACGGGGCGCAGAGGGGAUGCUGAGGCUCCCGCGGAUGGACAGAUACAGGUCACUGCCCACAUAAAGGAAAGUGAGAGAGCACACCUGGACUUGGCCUCGGGGAUGAAUCAGCACAAAGGACCACAAGGGACGUAGCAGAAGACAAAGAGACACACCAGGAUUGUUGAUCAGUACCCUCCUGCGUGGCCUGGGCCGUGGUUUGGCGAAUGACUUUGCCUCUGAACCCAGGAGCCGUUUGGUUUUGCCCCCCGGAUGGUGCACAGUGCCCCAGCAGAGGCAACCGGGUCAAAACCCAGCAGAUAAAGGUCAGUAGCCUCACCUAUGCUAGAGUGUCCAGCUGGGCUUGGGCCUGCUGCAAGCACUGUGACUCAUCAGACGUGAACAAUACCCAAGAAACGGCUACAGGAUCCUGCAGAGGCUGGAGGAGGAAACCGAUCCAACCAGUAAAAAUGGGAAGUACUGGAUUCUGGUUUCCUCCAAGAAGAGUCAGCGGAACUGGUUAAGACCAAAAUCUGAGGACUUUAGUGGGCAAACAUCAGUCCCCUUUUGCUUUCUUUUACGACCACAUGAAACUUGAGAAGCCAUCUAAAGCUAAAUCAUUUAGUGGAGUUGGGCAAUUCCCAAGUGUCCAACAAGAAGGCCUGGUUUAGGCUGCGAUGGCCACUGUCAUUCCUGGUGAUUUGUCAGAAGUAAGAGAUACCCAGAAAGUCCCUUCAGGGAAACGUAAGCGUGGUGAAACCAAACCAAGAAAAAACUUCCCUUGCCAACUGUGUGACAAGGCCUUUAACAGUGUUGAGAAAUUAAAGGUUCACUCAUACUCUCACACAGGAGAGAGGCCCUACAAGUGCACACAACAAGACUGCACCAAGGCCUUUGUUUCUAAGUACAAAUUACUAAGGCAUAUGGCUACUCACUCUCCUGAGAAAACCCACAAGUGUAAUUAUUGUGAGAAAAUGUUUCACCGCAAAGACCACCUAAAGAAUCACCUACACACACACAAUCCCAACAAAGAGGCCUUUAAGUGCGAAGAAUGUGGCAAGAACUACAACACCAAGCUGGGGUUCAAACGGCACCUGGCUUUGCACGCUGCGACGAGCGGUGACCUCACCUGUAAGGUAUGUUUGCAGACUUUUGAGAGCACGGGGGUGCUGCUGGAGCACCUGAAAACGCACGCAGGCAAGUCGUCGGGUGGGGUGAAGGAGAAGAAGCACCAGUGUGAACACUGUGACCGUCGGUUCUACACCCGCAAGGAUGUCCGCAGACACAUGGUAGUGCACACUGGAAGAAAGGACUUCCUCUGUCAGUACUGUGCACAGAGAUUCGGGCGGAAGGACCACCUCACGCGCCACAUGAAGAAAAGUCACAACCAGGAACUGUUGAAGGUCAAAACAGAGCCAAUGGACCUUCUAGAUCCCUUUACCUGCAACGUUUCUGUGCCUAUUAAGGAUGAGCUGCUUCCGGUGAUGUCUUUACCUUCCAGUGAACUGACAUCAAAGCCAUUUACAAACACUUUGCAAUUGAAUCUCUACAACACUCAGAUCCAGUCCAUGCAGAGUUCUGCAUCUGCACACCAAAUGGUUGCCACAUCGUUACCAUUGGGAAUGCCUUGCCCCAUAGACAUGGAGUCUGUCCACCCUUCUCACCAGCUCUCGUUGAAAUACCCACUCGGUACUACCUCAUACGCAAUUUCUAUGCCUGAAAAAGAACAGCCAUUGAAAGGGGAAAUCGAAAGUUACUUAAUGGAGUUGCAAAGUGGUAUGCCUUCUUCAUCCCAGGAUUCUCAAGCCUCUUCAUCAAAGCUAGGCCUGGAUCCACAAGUAGGGCCACUAGAUGAUGGGUCUGGGGAGGUUUCCCUUUCCAAGGGCUCCGUUCCUAUUAGCGAACCUCUGAACACCCCGUCGUUGGACUUCUCUCAGCUCUUCAACUUCAUCCCCGUCAACGGCCCUCCCUACAACCCUUCCGUGUCGGUGGGAAACCUCGGAAUGAGUUACACGCAAGAGGAGGCACAUUCUUCUAUGACUCAGCUUCCACCACAAACCCAGGAUCCACAAGAUCCUAGCAAUAGUAUAGGUCUUGGGUCUCUGCACUCGUUGUCAGCAGCUUUCACGAGCAGUCUAAGCACAACCACCACCCUACCACGAUUUCAUCAAGCUUUCCAAUAGGAUGUACAAAGCUGGCUUGUUGCUGUCUAUUUGUAGAAAAUGCCUUAGGUGACCAUUUUUAACUUAGUGCCUACAAGAAGACAAUUAUGAAUUCUCUGCUUUUGUACAGUACCAAUCUCAUGAAGCCAGUAAGAAAUCUAAAUUAACUUUUUACAAAACGUUUUGAAAGUGUUUUUAUUCGCAGCUGUGUUUACUUUGUUGGUUGUUUGG